GGAAGACCCCCUCUUUCCUCUCUCCUUACAAUAAAGCUCUUUAUCUGGCUGGCUCUCAUCGGGCUUUUCACAAGCAGCAGCUCCAGAUGGAGCUCUGGGUCUCGGCUGUGGCCAUACAGGGCUGUUCCCCUCUGUCCCAGCUGCUCACUCCCCCGUGGCAGCACCAGGGCCCCAGCUGGGUGGCCGCCCCCGCUUCCCUUCCGGGGAGGAACGCAGCCUGCCCCGCGGUGCUUUCGGUUCCGCUUCUCUGGGCUCAGCAGCCACCCGUGGUGGGCGACUGGUAAGCGGGGUGGCUGGAGGGGACCCCAGGCAGCUCCAGCCCCCAGUGGUGGCCCCUGGCAGGACUUGGGGGCUUGGGGCUGCUGGGGGAGUGUGGGGCCGGGCCCAGAGAAGCCCACUCGGAACAGUGGGGCUGGGGCUGGCCAUGGCAGGGGCAGUCGGGCCUGCACGAGCUCGUCGUGCCCCUGUGGUGGUUCAAGGUGAGGGGGCCUGGUCCUUCUCAAAGCUUGCCUCAGUUGGUUACCUUCCACUUCCCCUGACAGACCUCAGGACCGUCCCUGGGGGUACUGGUGUGUGGGGCAGGGUGUGUGGGUUAGAGCAGACCCGAAGGACUGCCUGGGGGGGCAGUACCUGACAGAGGUGAACUUCUCCACCUGCUGCAGCUUGCACUUGGUCUCUCUGAUACACACAAGUGAGUCUCUUCCCAGCUUCCAUGGUUGUUUGUCCCAGCUCUGUGAAGAAUCUGUCGCUCCUCCUCACUGCUUGUUUUUGAAAAGCUGGUAAACAUUAACUGAGAGUUUAGAGAAGCUGCAGCUUUGCUUCCUGGGUCGUUCAAGAGACUGCUGAGAUAAGGACUGCGUUACAAUGGUAACAGGGCCCUUUUUCUUUCCGUGCUAGGGAAGCCCAAAUCCUUCAGGCGUCCUCAUCCUUCUCUUUUACUUAGUGUUCCCCAACCCCUUGCAGCACAGAGAGUUACCUGUCUUGCAGAACCUCCUCAAGUUGAGGGGGUACAAGGCUGCGGAAGGUUUCUCUGUGGCUCUGCCGGGCUGCAGCCAUGUCCUGCUCCUGCUCCUGGUUAAAUGAGAUGCUGAUUCUUCCUUUGUCAGCUAUGAAAGGAACAGCUGCCCCUGGAAUCAGCUCUUAAUAGAAUCAGCUCUCAGAUAUGCUCUGGUUUCUGGGCUGAGCGAUAAACCCCCUGUGAUUCUAUGCACUUUGACGCUGGUGGUGGUUCUCCACUGGCAGGUGGUGAUAUUUCCUCCCUGGUAUGUUUUGUAAUAGAGCCCUGAGGGGUUAUUCACUCAAAGCCUCUCUAUCAUCUGGGCAAAUGUAGAGGCUGCUGUUACCAAAGCUAAGCAUCCUACCUCUGAGUCACUGAAACCAGACUGCCUGCAGCGAAGACCGUCACCAGUAGAAAACUGGGUUCAAGUGAUGCCUUUUGUGAUGAAGAUGCAUCUUUUUCUCUGCUUGGUAUCGUUAAUGCUGUUGAGAGGCUUACUAGGAGCUGAUAGAGAAUUUAAUUAUCGGAAGCCUGGGAAAAUGAGUUCAGCUGCCACUUUAACUUUUAAAGAUAACAUAAAGCUGCAGAAUCUAAAGAUAGUUUAUGUUUUUACAUUGUUUGAGUACUAUUUGAUUUUACUCAGGCUAGAUUAGGACUACCAAGGCCUCGGUGUUCAGGUGAGUUCCCUGUUGGACACAGGUGAGUAAAGACUAGGCAAGAACUUGAGAGUUCUACUUCUGAGCUAUGUUGUUAUCUUAAAAUGUUCAGGUGCUUUGAGCCAGCAUUCCACUCUUUUUACCAAAUACCAUGAGAUGAAGAAUCUGGCAUGUCUAUAAGUGGCUUCCUCAGGCGUUUUCCUGCAACUAGAGUGUCUAGAAGAUUGAAUAUUUAAAAGAUAGAGUAACUCAUCUUUUAAAGCAACUUCAGAGCUGUGCUUUAGGAAACUUACCAAAUGUUGUAAAUGGCGUGAUACUCAUGAUCUCCUACUAUAAACACUAACAGAGUUGCUCUUGUAGAUCGAUUUACCCAGACAAUAUUCUUAAUGCGUUUUUUUGUGUUGGACACAGAAUUUUUCCUUCAGCCAUGGGUGGAAAACUUUCACAGUUCUGGAAAACAUCUGACCAAAAGCAGAGUGAAGGGAAGCUGAUCUUACCUGGGCAACUGGAUGCUGAAGAUGAAAUCUCCAAUUAUGCAAGCAUCAACGGAGGAGAUUCUGCUACACCCUGCAUGCCCGGUGCAGGCAUCUUACGUCGAAGCUGCGUCAAUUGCCCAACGUGUCAGGGAACAGGAAGGAUCCCCAGGGAGCAAGAGGAGCAGCUGGUGGCACUGAUUCCAUAUGGUGACCAGAGGCUGAAGCCCAGACGAACGAAACUCUACGUAUGUCUUGCUGUGACAAUCUGCCUGCUGAUGACAUCUCUCAGUAUCUUCUUCCUGUUUCCUCGCUCCAUUACUGUGCUGCCUGCAGGGCUGAAUGCCUCCUCCAUUGGUUUUGAUGUCAAUACCACCAGUAUAUACCUCAACAUGACAAAUGUGCUGAACAUAAGUAAUAACAACUUCUACCUGGUCACUGCUGUGCAAAUAGACACAGAGGUUUUGCACCAGUCCCUGGUAGUAGGGAAGACCACUGUGAAAACCCUGCUGAACAUCAGCCCUUUGCAGAGCGGCCAGAUCUAUUAUAUGGUGGCCAGUAUUAUAUCGGAUGACAACACUUAUAACAUUUGCACCUGGACAAAAGUCAGAGUUCACAAUGUUCUGCUGCAUAUACAGGGUACCCUGACCUGCACGUACCUGUGUCACUCGGAGCAGGUGGCUUUUGAAGACUACCAGUACGUGGACUGCCGGGGGAACGCUACGUUACCUCACCCGCUGUACCGCCGCCCACCGUGACGGGGCCAGGCUGGCAGAGCUUUUGGGUGCUGGGUAUUCCGUCACAAAGAUCCUUAUCGUGGCUGACUUCAGCUGAAUGGCCAGAGCAUGGGGUGUCACACUCUGCAAUGUUUCACUGCUCCAUCAGAGGUGGUGUCCUAUUAGUCUAACUCUACCUGUUUCUUCCUUGCACAAUUUUGUACUUAAGUCCUGAAUUUAAUAGUUCGUAACUUGCAAAGGGACUGGGGUGAGACCUGGCUGGAUCACAUCUAUAUCACUAGUGUCUGACACUUGCACAACCUGUUCCAUGAGAGCAAGAAACAGGACUGAUGUCUGUCUCUCUCGUUUUUUGUUUUUUUUUUCUCUUAAAAAAAAUCACAACCUACUGCAUAUCGUGCCAAAACACCAUGUGAGAGUGACUCUGAUACCUGCUGUUGGAGCUCUCUGGUGUAGGAGGCAAGAAUGCAAUGUCUUGAUUUGUCUUUUUAUAUAUAAAUAGAUAUUUUAAAAUAA
Cygnus olor (mute swan) is the source of this 3376-nucleotide messenger RNA. It is a transcript of the gene TMEM106A, whose product is annotated as transmembrane protein 106A. The record is from RefSeq and is a predicted model, not a curated record. Bases 2081 to 2884 code for a protein of 267 amino acids. The transcript has 8 exons. Lineage: Eukaryota; Metazoa; Chordata; Aves; Anseriformes; Anatidae.